AUGACGCACAACGCUGCGGUAUGCGCCGCAACGCAGCGUCACGACGCAGCAUUUAGCGUCGCUGCGGAGAGGUGGUCAGUUGAUUUUGCCGCAGCUACCAAGGUAGACGUGAACAUGAACAAUUUUUCUGUAAUUUGUGCUUUGCUUGAAGAAGAGGAAGAAGAAGAAUUAUUAACUCCGAGGAACAUGUUUUUACAACGGAGGAGUGAAGGUUGUUACGAAACCUUAAUAAAAAGGCAUUUAAUUAAUUGUGAAGAAAAAUUCAUGGGUUACUUUCGGGUUUCAAGGGAGAUCUAUAACAAGAUUUUAAUGGCCAUAAAAGAUGAUAUUAGUGACACACAGCCUAGAACCAGAAAUCGGAAUUUUGCUAUUACGGCACAAGAAAAACUAUUCCUAACGUUAAGGUAA
Molecule: messenger RNA, 408 nt
Organism: Arctia plantaginis
Lineage: Eukaryota; Metazoa; Arthropoda; Insecta; Lepidoptera; Erebidae
Source: the annotation of a GenBank genome assembly